GAGCAAUAGGGUAUAAAGGUCAAAUUUAAUUAAUGUUUACAUUAAAUUUAGUGUAGUGUAGUUGAUCUAGCGUAUGAGCUGAGAUAGCUCGCUAUCAAACCAAGCCAUGUCUCAACCUAUUGUCAGUAGAUCAGUGUCCUCGGUACCUGGAGAGAUCAUCUCAUUGAAUGUGGGGGGAAGGAGGUUCUCAACAUCUAGACAGACUCUCACAUGGAUACCCGACUCAUUCUUUUCCAGUUUAAUGAGUGGGCGUGUUCCCUCUGUAAGAGAUGACACAGGAGCAAUAUUCAUCGACAGAGAUCCUGACCUCUUUGUACCCAUCCUCAGCUUCCUCAGAACCAGAAAUGUGGAUAGUCGGAAUGUGGACCUGAAGCAGUUAAAACACGAAGCAGAGUUCUUUGGUGUUCAGCCUCUAGUUAAGAGGCUGUCAGUUUGUGAGGAGCUGGACAAGAGUUGCUGUGGUAACUUGCUGUUCUUCUGUCAGUUAUUCCCUCCCGUCUUUGACCCCUUGACCCUUGGGGACACACCCAUGCAACUCACUACUGGCUCUAAAACAGAUUUCUCACGUCAAGUGCUCCAGAUUGUGGGUCAUGGUAACAGUCUAGCGGUGGCCUACAACCACUGUGUGUGUGUGCUGACAGUCAAGGAAUGUAGAGGCUGGGAGGUGGUCUUUACCACACCCACCCUGGAACGAGUACCCCAGAGGAUUGCGUUGAACACCAGGAUAUCCGGGGGACAGGGUGGACCUAUACUGGCAGCUGUUGUCGGGAAUGAAAUCCGUGUGUGGAGUUGUUCAUCGACAUCGUCACAAGUGCUUGCCACUCUGGACAUGAAGCUCCUGGUGGAUGGCCUGUUCUUUAUAGGCAUGCAGUUGGUUGCCGUUAGCAACACGGGCAAGGUGGCAGUGUGGCAAAGUGUACAGCGUCACUGGCAGCUGCAAGAUGUGGAGCCAAUAUGCAGUUACGAUGCAGCUGGAUCUUUUCUACUCUUGGGUUGUACCAAUGGAUGCAUCUAUUACAUUGAUAUGGAGAAAUUUCCUGUGAGAAUGAAAGACAAUGAUCUCCUGGUUACCGAGCUGUUCGAUGACCCGUGCAAGGAGCCAAUCACAGCUCUCAGUGUGUACGUCACUUCCAAUGCUUUCCCUGGUGACACAGAGAACUGGAUGGAGGUGGCAUACGGGACGAGGGGCGGGGCUGUACGAGUGGUGGUCCGUCACCCAGAGAACAUCGGCCAAGCUCCACAAGUCUUUCAAACCUACAACGUUCACACAUGCCCGAUAAUGAAGGUUGUACUGGGAGAGAAACACCUCAUCUCUGUGUGUGCCGAGAAUCAUGUGCGCUCGUGGACCAUGACCAGGUUCAGAGGUCGAAUCUCCACCCAGCCGGGGUCCAGCCCGAUAGCCUCCUUCAAGAUCCUCUCUUUGGAGGGACCUCACUCUCUCUACUACCCUGUCAUCUCCAUAGGGCCAUUUGGAGAGAGAGAUGAGGAGAUGGUGUUUGUACAGCGAGUGAUUCCGGAGAUUGAUCGUGUCUUUGUGCGCUCAAGCUCCACAGGACAAAGGGUUUGUCAUAUCGACUCUGUUGACGGGAGCAACAUCAGUGCGUACACAGUACAUGAGUGUGAGGCUAUCAACCGAGUGGGCAUGCGAUCAAAGAGAUUCAUCUUCACUGGUCACCUUAACGGCAGCAUUCAGGUGUGGGAUUUAACCACUGCCCUUGACCGCGUGCACAAGCAACCCGAUUCCUGCACAGAGGAAGGUGGACCCACUAAAGCUGAGCUACUCGAUCUCCUCCAGCACUGUGAAGUGGGCGGAGCCUCUCGUAUGUCCAGUGCCGUCUCGUCUCGUGCGCCCUCUCCCUCUCCAUCGCUCAUGAGCAUCAUCUACCCCGGCUUCAAACCACCCACCGGGCGGGACUCACUGCCAUGCACACCUCAGCUAGGACAACGGACUUUACACACUAGCCAUUCGUCUAACUUGUUCCAACCCAUCCACACCUCGAAUUCUAGUAACUCGAUUGGUGCCACUGAAGCAAGCACACCACAAUCGACUCUAGUGACAGUAACGGCAAAGAAAUCGCCAACACCUACGCCAGAUGUCAUUGAACAACCAGAUCUCAACGAAACAGAAGAGCAAAUCGAAGGAGAGGCGACUGAUGUAGUUUCCCCGCCGAGUAACCACUCUUCUCCCGUGCACACCACACCCCCACCACAAGAAAGCUCCUCCCACCAACGGAGCCGCUCGAAUGAGAUAGACUAUGGCCUCUCUUCACGGUCUAGAGGCAUCUCUGCGUUUCGGAGCCCGUCAGACUCGACCACGUUUAGACCACUGAGUGUUGACUCAGUGGCCUUACCCCCGACUGGGUCCAUACCUCCUACUGCUGCUGGUGAACAGAGAGUGAGGCUAGGAUCUGCUGGAAGCACAUGGCUAAAAGAUGAGUCAAUUUCAACUUUUUUUGGACCAUCAGGAACAAUUGAACAAUUUCUUCACUCUGAUGAACCAUUAUUGAAUGUACUCAAUGUAACUGAUUGUUAAUAGAGAUACAGUGCAUUUAUUUUGUAUGUCAUUUUCACCAAUUAUAGCUGUGUUUCAGUGUGGUGUGUUGGUGCCACUUUUAUAUAAUUAGAACAUUAUUUACUUGUUUUUCCUGGCCAUGACUUUGUUUGUUUAAUGUAAUAAUUAAUAUUGUUUCUCAAUUUCCAA
Messenger RNA from Halichondria panicea, 2701 nucleotides. Its product is annotated as SH3KBP1-binding protein 1-like. The record is from RefSeq and is a predicted model, not a curated record. Gene Ontology annotation, biological process: protein homooligomerization. The coding region runs from base 107 to 2533 and encodes 808 amino acids. Gene Ontology annotation, molecular function: protein binding. The transcript is spliced from 15 exons. NCBI's taxonomy places the organism in Eukaryota, Metazoa, Porifera, Demospongiae, Suberitida, Halichondriidae.